GUGGCUCGUCUCAUCGAUGAUCCGUAAGCCCUCCAUGGUCGAUAUUUGAAUCUUGCAUGGCAACCACUCACUCACGCUUACUCUUUGCUUAGCGAUACAGUGAUGGAGACGGAGAAUGAGAUUUAUUCUUUGGAUACAGUUGCAGCCAAGUUACACAAUGGAUCGCCGCUUGAUCAAGGCAUCAUAGAGUACAUCACGUCGUUGAUGAGAGAAGCGUGUGUGCGCACAAUGACGAUUCCGGAAGGUCAGGUUUUGGUCAAAGCAUUCCAGUAUGAUGGGUUUGUGGAGAAAUGUGGAUUAUCACCUGAUGAAUGUUUAUUCCCGAGCUUUCUGGAGUUCAAUCACUUUAUUGCACUGGACAUUGUGCCGAUCCUUAUCAAAACGUCUGACCGCAAAGAAUUUUUGUAUGCGUUGGCAGAGGUGCCGGUGACUCCAAAUUCUGUGGAUGUCAUUCAUCAUGUGCUCACGUGCGGAUCGUUGAGCGAGAUUCCCAGCGAAUUUUUGCAUGCUUAUGUGUCAAAAUGUAUUCGAUCGUGCGAGUUGUUGGAUGAAGGCGUCGCGCAAGAUCGGCAAGUGAAGCUGGUGACGAAAUUAGUGCAGUCGCUUUUGCAGAAACAGCUGAUGCCAAUUGCCGAAUACUUUAUCGAAAUCCAAUCGUUUUGCGUAGCAAAUUUACGAUUCAAGGUGGUGGCGAAUCUGUUUCGGGUAGCGUCGGCUGAAGCACAACGUAUUGGCUAUGACAUCCAGUAGUAUGAUGCAAUCAAGCCUACGCGACUAAAAAUCCUGGACUUGCAAUAAGUGGUGGACAUGCAAUUUUCCAGACCAAGCUUGGACGCGAGAAAGCAAGGCAAACAUUACCUGCAAAAUGAACUCCAUGAGACGUCAACGUCUCUUCAAUGCAUCGAUAUACAUAUCCCAUCUCUUGUACCAUAUAUUUCUCUUUUUUUCCGGAAGAAUUUAUCCUUUCAUCUACAUAGUUUAAUGUUUUUGUUUACAUUUUCAUUAGCGAUUUUGGUUUUGUAAUAAAAUGAUGACAAUGAUCUCGUUUCUUUUACAAUGAUCUUAUGGUUGGGUUCCCGCCGAUCGAAAACAAAGGGGCAGAUGAAUCCUAUGCCACAG
Radiomyces spectabilis is the source of this 1119-nucleotide messenger RNA. RefSeq lists its product as uncharacterized. The record is from RefSeq and is a predicted model, not a curated record. The transcript has 5 exons. Gene Ontology annotation, biological process: mRNA catabolic process; negative regulation of translation. The coding region runs from base 103 to 750 and encodes 215 amino acids. Gene Ontology annotation, cellular component: CCR4-NOT complex. NCBI's taxonomy places the organism in Eukaryota, Fungi, Mucoromycota, Mucoromycetes, Mucorales, Radiomycetaceae.